This is a messenger RNA of Acanthopagrus latus (yellowfin seabream), 1495 nucleotides long. RefSeq names its product olfactory receptor 2AT4-like. Gene Ontology annotation, cellular component: membrane. Bases 273 to 1268 code for a protein of 331 amino acids. NCBI's taxonomy places the organism in Eukaryota, Metazoa, Chordata, Actinopteri, Spariformes, Sparidae. Gene Ontology annotation, biological process: G protein-coupled receptor signaling pathway. The transcript has a single exon. The record is from RefSeq and is a predicted model, not a curated record. Gene Ontology annotation, molecular function: olfactory receptor activity; G protein-coupled receptor activity.
ACAGGUCAGACCUGCAGUCGUAUGUUUGCUGCUUUUGGAUGCAGCAUCUAACAGCUGCUGUUAAACAAUCUCUAAGUACAUCAGGUGAGCCACAGUUACUGGAUUUCUGCCUUACUGGGAAGAUAUUCUUUAUACUGCUUGAUUAGAAUGUGCUCUUCAAACCGGGGUAAAUAUUCUAAAUGUGAUGUGAUCAUGUGUAUGUUGGAAUUUCCCUGUUCUUUAGACUGGAGAGCUGAGGCUGUCCUCCAGCACACAGGCUGUGGAGAGCAGAGAUGUCUUUUCUCCGGACCUUUUUUAACAACUCUCUCAUCAUUCAUCCUCCAGGCUUCUAUAUCAUCGGAUUUGAGACAUUUCCCUUCAUCAGUGUCUACUUCAUCUUUCUAGCAUUUGUAUAUGUGGUGACAGUGCUCUUUAAUAGUUUGGUGAUCUGUAUAAUUGUCUUUAAUCGUUGUUUACACUCUCCGAAGUUUCUGGCUGUGGCCAACCUCGCAGUGAUUGAUGUGAUCCUGAACACAUGUCUUAUUCCAGGCAUGAUAAAGAUAUUCCUGGUUAAGGAUAACUUUGUUCCAUUCAACCUGUGUCUGGUACAAAUGCAUGUCUACUAUAUGUUUGUAUCAUUGGAGUCAUAUGCACUCACUAUACUUGCCUAUGACAGGUUGAUUGCAAUAUGUUUCCCUCUGCGUCACAACUCCAUCAACACAUUGCAGAGUAUGUCCUGUAUUGUUGGCCUGUCUUGGUCUUUUUCUCUGGGAGUCAUUGCAUUUGCGACAGGUAUAAUGACUCGAUUGUCUUUUUGUAACUCUGUCAGGGUGUUCAGCUAUUUCUGUGACUAUGCGCCUGUGUUCAGACUGGCCUGUAAUGAUUUCACAAUGCAGUGGUCUGCAGCUACUUUGCUUACUUUCUUGCUGCUGGUGGGACCGUGUAUUUUUAUCCUCCUGUCUUACAUCUGCAUCUUGGUGACUGUGUUCAGGAUGAAAUCUUUAGACAAUCGGGUGAAAGCUUUGGCCACUUGUGUUGAGCAUCUCAUCCUUGUUGCUGUGUUUUACAUUCCUCUCAUUACCAUUUUUACUGUCGGGUUUUAUCUGCGUGUCAUCAACGGGGACCAGCGUGUGCUGAGCCUGUCUCUGGCCUCUUGCCUCCCACCCUGCAUCAACCCUAUUGUGUAUUCUUUGAAAACUAAAGAGAUUAAAGUCAGAGCCCUGGCACUGGUCAGGAAAAAUAAAAUUGGCACAGACCUACAUAAGGGCAAACCUCAGAGAGGUAAAUGAAAUGUCGCAAAAAUGAAGCUAUGAAUAUUUGUUUAGUGGUCUGGGCUCUUUUGAUCCAGUCUUUCACUUUCAGUGUACAUAUGUUGUGUUGAAGGUUGUGUUUUUAUUAUACAGUUUGUCUACCAGAGAGUGCUGCAAGGUUAUUUUUUUUUUGUAAACUGUCCUGCUCAGUACAUGUCUUGAUCUGGGUCACCACUGAUCUUAAAAAAAAUAAACAAAUACAUUUA